Callorhinus ursinus (northern fur seal) is the source of this 1065-nucleotide messenger RNA. The record is from RefSeq and is a predicted model, not a curated record. Lineage: Eukaryota; Metazoa; Chordata; Mammalia; Carnivora; Otariidae.
GCGGCGCGCACUCAGCCUGGCGGGAGGCACCAUGUCCCCGGGGAGCGGGGUGAAGAGCGAGUACAUGAAGCGCUACCGGGAGCCGCGCUGGGACGAGUACGGGCCGUGCUACCGCGAGCUGCUGCACUACCGCCUGGGCCGCCGGCUGCUGGAGCAGGCGCACGCGCCCUGGCUCUGGGACGACUGGGGCCCGGCCGGAGCCUCGGACGACUCGGCGUCAUCGGCGUCGUCCGGCGCCGGGGGCCCCGCGCCCCAGUGCGCCCCCGCCUCGCCGCCCGCGGAGCCCGCGGCGCCGGAGGGGCCGGAACGGCGGGCGCGCGGGCCGGCGGAGGAGCGGGGCGCCGAGGCGGCGGAGGCCGAGGAGGCCCGGGACGCGGAGAGCGUGGAGGAGGCGGCCGCUGCGGCUCUGCCAGCACUGCCAGUGAAAGAUACAAAAGAAAAACCUGAACAACAGAUCAGAACAAAAGAGACUGACAAGUUACCUAGCAGUACUGAACCUCGACAGCAACAAAGUGCCUUAUUUGCUAGAGGAAAUAGGAAAGCAGUCAAAAGUCCUCAAAGAUCAUCAAGUAAAAUAAAAGAGAACAAGCAUCCGUUUGCCCUUUAUGGGUGGGGAGAAAAACAGACGGAUACGGGAAGCCAAAAAACUCACAACGUCUGUGCUUCUGCUCCGGUGCAUGAGAUUCAUGAAUCAGCAUUACGAGCCAAGAACAGAAGGCAGGUGGAAAAAAGGAAACUGAUGGCUCAGAGGCAGCGUGCUCACUCCGUAGAGGUGGAGAAGAACAGAAGGAUAAAGCCUUCCCCCUCCGAGAACCCGUGGAUGACAGAAUAUAUGAGAUGCUACUCAGCACGAGCCUAAAGGCGGAAACGGUUGCUGGGACAGCCUCUUCGAAAAAGUGUAAAUGAAAGAAAGAAGAAACAGAACAAAAGAAAAACCAUCUAAAGACAACAGACACAGGUUUAAGAAACCAGUGGAGGACGCAAGGUUUUUCGUGGGGAAUUUCCUAAAGACUGCUAUUUCGAUAGAUCCUGGUCACCUACCUCAGCUGUAGGGCGACAGUUGAA